Ochotona princeps (American pika) is the source of this 1825-nucleotide messenger RNA. RefSeq names its product 52 kDa repressor of the inhibitor of the protein kinase-like. Lineage: Eukaryota; Metazoa; Chordata; Mammalia; Lagomorpha; Ochotonidae. The record is from RefSeq and is a predicted model, not a curated record.
GAGCAGCGGGCCGGCCCACGGGCGGGCAAUGAUGCCGAACUUCUGCGCUGCCCCUAACUGCACACGGAAGAGCACGCAGUCCGGCCUAGCCUUCUUCAGGUUCCCGCGGGAUCCGGCCAGAUGUCAGAAAUGGGUGGAGAAUUGUAGGAGAGCUGACUUAGAAGAUAAAACACCUGAUCAACUAAAUAAACAUUAUCAAUUGUGUGCCAAACACUUUGAGACCUCUAUGAUCUGUAGAACUAUUCAUUUUAGUCCUUAUAGAACGGUUCUUCGAGACAAUGCAAUACCAACAAUAUUUGAUCUUACCAGUCAUUUGAACAAUCCUCACAGUAGACACAGAAAACAAAUAAAAGAAUUGAGCGAAGAUGAAAUCAGGACACUGAAACAGAAAAAAAUUGAUGAAACUUCUGAACAAGAACAAAGGCAUAAAGAAACAAACAACAGCAAUGCUCAGAACCCCAGUGCACAAGAAGGGGGCGAUGAGCAAGAUGAAGACAUUUUACCUUUAACACUUGAGGAGAAGGAAAACAAGGAAUAUUUAAAGUCUUUAUUUGAAAUUUUGAUUCUUAUGGGCAAACAAAACAUACCUCUGGAUGGCCAUGAAGCUGAUGAAAUCCCAGAAGGUCUCUUUACUCCUGAUAACUUUCAAGCUCUGCUGGAGUGCUGGAUAAAUUCUGGCGAAGAAGUCCUGAGCAAGCGCUUUGAGACCACAGCUGUUAACACACUGUUCUGUUCCAAGACACAGCAGAAGCAGAUGCUGGAGAUCUGUGAGAGCUGCAUUCGGGAAGAAAUGCUCAGGGAAUUGAGAGACUCUCACUUCUCCAUUAUCACUGAUGACGUAGUAGACAUAGCAGGAGAAGAGCACCUGCCCAUGUUGGUGAGGUUCGUGGGUGAAUCUCACAACCUGAGAGAGGAAUUUGUGGGCUUCCUGCCUUACGAAGCUGAUGCAGAGAUUUUGGCUGUGAAAUUUCACACUACAAUAACUGAGAAGUGGGGGCUAAAUAUGGAAUAUUGCCGUGGCCAGGCUUAUAUUGUGUCCAGUGGAUUUUCUUCCAAGAUGAAAGUUGUUGCUUCUAGACUUUUAGAGAAAUAUCCCCAAGCUGUCUACACACUCUGUUCUUCCUGUGCCUUAAAUAUGUGGUUGGCAAAAUCUGUGUUAUGGGGAGUAUCUGUUGCAUUGGGAACAAUUGAGGAAGUCUGUUCUUUUUUCCAUCGAUCACCACAGCUGCUGCUAGAACUUGACAAUGUGAUUUCCAUUCUUUUUCAAAAUAGUGAAGAAAGUGGCAAAGAGCUGAAGGAAAUUUGCCAUUCUCAGUGGACAGUCAGGCAUGAUGUUUUUGAAAUUCUUGUGGAUCUUCUGCAAGCACUUGUUUUAUGUUUAGAUGGGAUAAAUAGUGAUACAAAUAUUAGAUGGAAUAACUAUAUAGCUGGCCGAGCAUUUGUACUCUGUAAUGCAGUCACAGAUUUUGAUUUCAUUGUUACCAUAGUUGUUCUAAAAAAUGUCUUAUCUUUCACAAGAGCCUUUGGGAAAAAUCUCCAGGGCCAAACCUCUGAUGUCUUCUUUGCAGCCAGUAGCUUGACGGCAGUCCUGCAUUCACUGAACGAAGUAAUGGAAAAUAUUGAAGUGUAUCAUGAAUUUUGGUUUGAGGAAGCUACAAACUUGGCAACCAAGCUUGAUAUUCAGAUGAAACUCUCUGGGAAAUUCCGCAGGGCACAGCAAGGCAACCUGGAGUCUCAACUAACUUCUGAAAGUUACUAUAAAGAAACCCUAAGUGUUCCAAUGGUGGAGCACAUUAUUCAAGAGCUUAAAGAUAUAUUCUCCUAG